This is a messenger RNA of Rana temporaria (common frog), 1074 nucleotides long. RefSeq names its product RAB, member of RAS oncogene family like 3 (gene RABL3). Gene Ontology annotation, cellular component: endomembrane system. Bases 59 to 766 code for a protein of 235 amino acids. The transcript is spliced from 8 exons. Gene Ontology annotation, biological process: intracellular protein transport. The record is from RefSeq and is a predicted model, not a curated record. Lineage: Eukaryota; Metazoa; Chordata; Amphibia; Anura; Ranidae. Gene Ontology annotation, molecular function: GTPase activity.
CGGUUGUCAUAGCGACGGAGGAUAGAUCCGGGGAGAGGGGCGGGGAUGCCGGGCUGACAUGGCGGCUCUGGAUAGGGUGAAGGUUCUGGUACUGGGGGACUCAGGAGUGGGGAAAUCUUCCCUCGUCCAUCUGCUGUGCCAGAACCAGGUGCUGGGGAACCCGUCCUGGACUGUCGGCUGUUCGGUGGAUGUGAGGCUCCACGAAUACAAGGAGGGGACCCCGGAGGAGAAGACGUUUUUCAUCGAACUUUGGGACGUUGGGGGAUCGGUCGGGAGCGCCAGCAGCUUAAAGAAGGCCAGAGCCGCCUUCUACAACGGCAUCAACGGUAUCCUCCUCGUCCAUGAUCUCACCAACAAGAAGUCAUCUCAGAAUCUGCACCGCUGGCUGCUGGAGUCUCUCAACAAAGAUCUACAGCCGACGGGUGUGCUGGUGACUGGUGGGGACUAUGACCGGGAAAAUUUUGCCGAUAACCAGAUCCCCCUGCUGGUCACCGGGACUAAACUGGACCAGAUCCCGGAGGCCAAGCGCACCGAGGUCCUGAUCCGCACCGCGUUCCUGGCGGAAGAUUUCAAUGCCGAAGAGAUGAAUCUGGACUGCAACAACACACGUGGCCUCGCCGCCGGAUCCUCCAAUGCUGUCAAACUUAGCAGGUUCUUUGACAAGGUAAUCGAGAAGAGAUAUUACUCCAGGGACACCAGCGCGAUUCCAGGAUACUCAGACCGGAAGCGGUUCGGAGGAUCAUUCAAGAGCCUGCACUAUGACUGAGAUAAUGGACUCCGGUUUUUGGAGGAUUGAACCUGUUCUGCCCCGAACGUGUCGGGGGGAUAUAUUACCUGCUGUGUUUUGCUGGUCCUCCUGUUUGCUGGACACCACCAGGGGGGGGGGUCAUAGAGAGAACGAAACGCGUCGUCCCGGAACAAUCCCAUUCUCCGCUACGAGAAAACGGUGAUCUGUUAUGGAAAACGUCUUUCAUUUUGUCACGUUUAUCUUCGACGCGUUUUUUUCCCCUUUGUACUGAAUGUUAUACUGAGGACAUCAAUGCAAGAAAUAAAUAUAAAUGUAAUAAAUACAAA